AGAGAGAACAAGUGCAACCAGAGUCAGGCAAGGUUGCUGCCUGCACACACACAAACACACACACACACACACACAGACGCACGUAUAGAAACAGGCAGACCCCGGCUGCACCAGGAGAAGUUCAGGGAGGAGACUGACCUCGAAAAGGUGGGUUGGCGGAAGUUGUGUCUGUGGAUUCGCCCAAAUGUUAUGGCUUUCCUCAAACUGAGCCUUGUUGUCCUGUAGAGGAGUUUUGUGUUUCCCCCUUCAGAAGAACUUGUCUCGUUUCUUGCCGCUUGAGGGAGGAUGGAGAAGCUGUCGGGGAAGGACAAGGAGCUGAUACGAGGCAGCUGGGAGAGCCUAGGCAAGAACAAAGUUCCUCAUGGUGUCAUCAUGUUUUCUAGGCUGUUUGAGCUGGAUCCCGCGCUGCUCAGUCUGUUUCGCUACAGUACAAAUUGUGGUUCCACACAAGACUGCCUCUCCAGCCCAGAGUUUCUGGAACAUGUCACCAAGGUGAUGCUCGUGAUCGACGCGGCAGUCAGCCACCUGGAUGAUCUCCACUCCUUGGAGGACUUCCUGCUCAACCUCGGGAGGAAGCAUCAGGCAGUGGGAGUUCACACACAGUCUUUCGCUUUGGUGGGAGAGUCCCUUCUCUACAUGUUGCAGUGCAGCCUGGGCCAGGCCUACACCGCGCCGCUGCGCCAAGCCUGGCUCAACAUGUACAGCAUUGUGGUAGCGGCAAUGAGCCGAGGGUGGGCCAAGAACGGUGAGGACAAGGCCGACUGAGACGCGCAGCGGGAGCAGUUGUUGUCAACUCGUCAACAUGGUUGCCAUGGAAUAAGGUUGUGUAACUCGCAGCAUUGUGGCUUUAGCUGCUGUACAUUUGCUCUGUGAGGUGGGUCGUGUAGCGUAGCGAAUGUAUGGCAUAGUUACACGUUUCAAUCGGACAGACCAAUCGCAGAGUUUAUUUCUUUUGCCGUGGCUGUUCAGCUGCCAGACAACGCUGCAGCAACAGCCACGAGAAUCCAACAGAAUCCAGUGCUUUGGUUCCUCUAAGUCUGGACCUUUACGCUGAACGCCUCCAUCAGAAUAACUGUUGAGUCUCUUUGUACAUAAUGGCUUUGAUAUAUCUACUCAAACGAAACCAGUGACUGUAGUGUUCUUUGUGAUGUAUCUUAAAAGAGUCGCACACUUGUGAAACACUAGGUAUUAUAAUUAGGCAUCACGCACACUACUCAAACUGUGAUGGUUACUGUGGCCAGCAAGGGCAGCUCUCUAUUUAACUGGAACACAGUGAUACUCAUCAAAACCUGUGGGACAAUGCAAUGUGGUUUCACAGAAGUAAUUCUAAACUUAACCAACAAUGUGUUUGUUUUUGUUUUUUUAAAAAAAGGAACGGUGUUGCGCAACAUUACACCUUUUUUGUGAGUGAAUUUGAGCUACUGUAGACGAGCACAUUUCUAAAAUCCCGUUCAGUAGACACUGACAAGAACUGUUAUACUCUCUGAUAGCUUUCUUCAAUGACUGUUAAGGCGUCCACGCGCACCUUACUCGACGUGAUGUGUGAUUCUGUCCUCAGUCGAGGUUGUGAGUAUUUCAGUUGGCUUCUGAUGACUGUUAAACUCUACAUAAUAGACUGUUACGUGACCUUUAGAGUUUGAAAGAAAAUGGCAUCUUGGAGGGAUUAUAACAUCUCUGUUCCUUGGCUAUGGGUUUCCAGUUAUUGUUAGUGUGAAGUAGUUUUAUUGUACUGUAUUUGCGUAUCUUAGUAAUGCUUAUUAUCUGCGUUAUUGUGGCUACAAAUGUAGUAUUUACCUCAGCUUUAGAGGUGAAGAUAAUCACAGUGUUUCUCCAACACAGAGCUCCUGUGAGGAAACUGGGAGUGAGAAUUUCUUCUGAAACAAAGUAAAACGUAACUAAUUAUCCUUCUAAUUUAUAAACACAAAACAACGGAAAUAUUUUGUGCUACUGACUCUGUCCAAUGUAUGUGUGUAUUAUUACUGCUGCCAUAACACUGUAUGUGUCAUCGUCGGUCGUUAUUUACAUUCAUGGCCAUAAUGCCAAGUAACUUAGCAACAGUGCGCCAAGUAUUAGAUAAUAACACCAUACAACUGUAAAUCCAAGCUGCUGAUAUGUGGUUAUUAUCGCUUUAGUCUGAGUUUAUAUUUAUAAAGUUUAUUUUUAUAUUCUGAUCUGUAUGUGUAGUGAAAGAGCAAUGUUUUUUUUUUUUUUUUCUCAGAUGUCUUUUACAGUUUAUCUUAUUUCAGUUAAUGGAUUCAGUACAAGGAAAUAUCCCCUUAGUUGGGUUUUAUUUAAUCGACAUUUACAAACACAACUUCUAAAUGAGCAAUUCUUACAGAAAAGUAUAAAGGCAGGGUUUCUGUUGAACUGUUUUACCCCUGACACAGUGUGUUCAGUGUGUUCUUUCCAGCCCACAGGUGUAAAGUUUGUUAACUGAUUGUGUAGGUGGCGUAUUUAUAGUGAUUCUUUUCUUAGUAUCGGUACACGGCCCUAUGCAGGUUGUUGUUCUCCAUGUGUCUGUUUUUAAUUACCUGACAGUAAGUGUUUUUAGCCAGGAUGACUGACAGCUGGCGUGUUUCCUUUUCAACAUCCAGAUGUUCACAUACUGGCUGUGUCACUGUCUACCUCAUCACUAUCAGCUGCUAUCGAACAGCGAUGACUUCACCUAGUUAUCCUCCAACACCAAAAACGCACAUCUAACGCGAGCACGCUCUCUUUGUAAACCGGAUUCCAUCCUUCACUUUAAGGGAAAAAACAAAAAAUAAAAAAUUCUGUUAUGUGCUUACUUGAGAGUCAAUAAAGUGAUGUGUGGAUAUUUUACGGCUAAA
Molecule: messenger RNA, 2828 nt
Organism: Mugil cephalus (flathead mullet)
Lineage: Eukaryota; Metazoa; Chordata; Actinopteri; Mugiliformes; Mugilidae
Gene: ngb
Product: neuroglobin
Exons: 5
Coding region: 286-765 (159 amino acids)
Molecular function (GO): oxygen binding; heme binding
Source: RefSeq, a predicted model, not a curated record